UUUAUCUAUUUAUUGUAAACAAAUAAUACUGAAAAAAAAAGGGGAAGAUCAAAUAAUUCAUUAAUUAAAUAAAAUCAAUUUAUUGACUGUCAACAAAAAUUGCACUCAGGUGUGUAAUUAAAAAUAUAUAUUUAAUAAAAAAAAAAAUUUUAAUAUUAAUGUGUCCAAUAUAAAAUAUGAAUAUAUUAGAACCAAUAAAUAAUACAACUGAAAUAUUGAGCUCCAAAAUGAAGGAUGUUAUUGACGUAAUGGCAAUGCAACGUGAAAUGAGAAGUACUUUACAAAAAAGUAUUACAAUUGAUUAUAAAAAUUUCAAUGAUGAUUUUACUGUUGCAAGAUUUAUUUUUGAGUGUGGUAUUAAAUUGGAAGCUAAUCCAUUGACAAUUUCAACAGCAGCAACACUUUAUCAUCGUUUUAUUCGUGAAAUAAAUCCACAAAAUUAUGAUUUAUACUUAAUAGCAUCGACAUGUUUAUACCUUGCUGGUAAAAUUAAAGAUGAUAAUAAAUUAAUUAAAAUACGUGAUAUAAUGAAUGUAUCAUCAAAUACACUUCAUCGUGGUUCACAACCAAUGGAACUUGGUGAUCAAUAUUGGAGUGUACGUGAUGCAAUUAUACAAGCUGAAUUGUUAAUAAUAAGAACAUUAAAAUUUGAAGUUACACCUGAUCAUCCACACAGAUAUAUGGUACAUUAUUUGAGAUCAUUACAAGCAUGGUUUGGUGAUGAUGAAUGGUCAAAAUAUCCAGUUGCUAAAACAAGCAUGGCAUUGUUACAAGACUUUCAUCAUUCAUCAGCAGUACUUGAUUAUCCACCAAAUAUUAUUGCAAUUGCUUGUAUUAAUUUAACUCUACAAAUUUAUGGUGUUGUUGUACCAUUAAUGGACGAGUGUGAUCAAUUUCCAUGGUUCAAUGUACUUUGUAAAGAUUUAACACGUGAAAAAUUAUGGGAAGUUAUGGAAAAAAUUAUGUCGUCGUAUGAUCAAGAGCCAGAAACACGUGACAGCUGUUGAAAAAUAUAAAAAAUUGAAUUUAAAAAUAAAAAUAUAACACUACAAUUCUCAUGAAAUAAAUUAAAAAUCAAAUAAAAUA
Molecule: messenger RNA, 1086 nt
Organism: Aphidius gifuensis
Lineage: Eukaryota; Metazoa; Arthropoda; Insecta; Hymenoptera; Braconidae
Gene: koko
Product: cyclin-Q
Exons: 6
Coding region: 177-1007 (276 amino acids)
Biological process (GO): regulation of transcription by RNA polymerase II
Cellular component (GO): nucleus
Molecular function (GO): cyclin-dependent protein serine/threonine kinase regulator activity
Source: RefSeq, a predicted model, not a curated record